AGGCGCCUCGCCGACGGCUCGGCCGCGGUCGGCGCGGGGACCUCGCGGGUCCACGCUGCUCGGGCGCCCGGGCCCGGGGCGCACCGCCACCGAGCGGCAGCCGCAGCGCAAACUUUCCCCGGCGACUGCGGGAGCGGCCACGGCGGAGGGCGGGAGACCUGGAGCGCAGCCCUGCGGGGCAGGGCACGGCGGACCCCGCGGCACCGCACAAGAGAUAGCGUGUUGGCAGUGAACGAGGGGCACAUACUUCAGAAAGCUUCCAGAUUAAGUUGGACAGAGGAACAGUGAUUCUGCCACAUUCAUCUGCCUCGACUCUCAUUCUUACUGGGAAUGGACAAUGGAAUGUUCUCUAGCUUUAUCAUGAUCAAACAUCUCCUCCUCUUUUGUAUUUCCAUGAACUUAUCCAGUCACUUUGGCUUGUCACAGAUGCCAACCAGUUCUGGAAAAGACGAGACCAAUGACAACAUCACCAUAUUCACCAGGAUCCUGGACGGGCUGCUGGAUGGCUACGACAACAGGCUGCGGCCCGGGCUGGGUGAGCGGAUCACGCAGGUGCGGACGGACAUCUACGUCACCAGCUUCGGCCCGGUGUCAGACACAGAGAUGGAAUACACCAUCGACGUGUUCUUCCGGCAGAGCUGGAAGGACGAGAGGCUGCGGUUCAAGGGCCCCAUGCAGCGCCUCCCCCUCAACAACCUGCUUGCCAGCAAGAUCUGGACCCCGGACACCUUCUUCCACAACGGGAAGAAGUCUAUCGCGCACAACAUGACCACACCCAACAAGCUGCUGCGGCUGGAGGACGAUGGCACGCUGCUCUACACCAUGCGCUUGACGAUCUCCGCUGAGUGUCCCAUGCAACUUGAAGACUUUCCGAUGGAUGCCCACGCUUGCCCCCUGAAAUUCGGCAGCUAUGCAUACCCUAACUCCGAAGUCGUCUACGUCUGGACCAACGGCUCCACCAAGUCUGUGGUGGUGGCCGAAGACGGCUCCAGACUGAACCAGUACCACCUCAUGGGGCAGACGGUGGGUACCGAGAACAUCAGCACCAGCACGGGCGAAUACACGAUUAUGACGGCUCAUUUUCACCUGAAGCGGAAGAUCGGCUACUUCGUCAUCCAGACAUACCUCCCCUGCAUAAUGACAGUGAUCUUGUCCCAGGUGUCCUUUUGGCUAAACAGAGAAUCUGUCCCGGCCAGAACAGUUUUUGGGGUGACCACAGUGCUGACCAUGACAACACUCAGCAUCAGCGCUCGCAACUCCCUGCCCAAAGUGGCCUAUGCCACCGCCAUGGACUGGUUCAUCGCUGUGUGCUAUGCGUUCGUGUUCUCUGCUCUGAUUGAGUUUGCCACAGUCAACUAUUUCACGAAGAGAGGCUGGGCUUGGGAUGGCAAGAAGGCCUUGGAGGCAGCCAAGAUUAAGAAAAAGGAGCGUGAACUCAAACUAAAUAAAUAUAAUGCUUAUACCACUGGGAAGAUGACGCACCCUCCAAACAUCCCAAAGGAGCAGACCCCAGCAGGGACCGCAAAUGCGUCCGCUGUCCCCGUCAAGUCUUCCGAAGAGAAGACGCCUGAGAGCAAAAAGACUUACAACAGCAUCAGCAAGAUCGACAAAAUGUCCCGAAUUGUGUUUCCAGUCUUGUUUGGCACUUUCAACCUAGUUUACUGGGCAACGUAUCUGAACAGGGAGCCGGUGAUCAAAGGGGCUGCCUCUUCCAAGUAGGCCACUGGCGGCCCCGCAGGAGGAGAGGCUGAGUGCAGAAGGACUCUCCAGACCUGGGCACUUUCUUUCAGCAAAGUUUUUGCAUGUUUACUAAUACAUACCAAUAAUACUGACUUGAUGUUUGUACGUGUGACUCCAGGUGUUUCCCAGAUGUCCCCUUGAUAAAUAAAGCAAAGGACUUUAUAGAAAACCCGGAGGCUGUGACACUGACACUCCGAUGUUCAGAAUCCUGACACCGAUAGUUUACAAACAAGAUAUGUCUAUUUUUAACUGUUCAAAGUGUUGCCUAAUGAUGUUUUUAUACUUUGAAUGUCAUUUCAUACAGAGUUUCCCAGCAGAUCAAUAUUUUACAAAAUGCUCCACGAGUAUUCCUUGACCAACUACUGUAGGAAACAAAGAUCAGAGAGAGCACAUUUUUCAUUCAAAGGAAACAAUGGACAUUUAUAUCCAAUAUCAAUUGCCUUUGAUAAUUCUUACUAUUCUGAAGUCAGAAAAGUACCGUAUGAACUGACAUUAAGACAUAGAAUGGGCUGCAUUUAUGGGGACAUUAAUAGCAGAUCUACAUAGUAUAUUAGAGUAGCGCAUCAAGUAUUUUUCCCAAGGAACAAUUUAAUUGCUUCAAAAUUCUUUCCUUUUUUGGGAAAAUAAAUUUAUUUCCCACCCACCCUAACCCUUGCACUAACUGAACAGUGUCCAAGGAAGAAAAGAAGUUGUUAAAACAGCACCGAUUUCAUGCCCUUCGCAGCCCCUGGCUGCUGGGCCUCUGUCCCUGGAACCUUGGGCCCCUCUUGCUGCCUCCGGCUAGUAGAGCUUCAGUGGUGAGAAAUUGCAACUCAGUUCUUCUCCAUUUGAUUUCUUCAUAUGUAUUUCAUUGUUGACUUACUGCUCUGUUAGCUUUUGUAUAUGAAUCUUUAAUGUUCAUUAAAAAAUAAACAAUGGAUUGAUCUUCA
Messenger RNA from Cavia porcellus (domestic guinea pig), 2669 nucleotides. RefSeq names its product gamma-aminobutyric acid type A receptor subunit alpha5 (gene Gabra5). Gene Ontology annotation, cellular component: neuron projection; GABA-A receptor complex; dendrite membrane. Gene Ontology annotation, biological process: nervous system process; chloride transmembrane transport; regulation of postsynaptic membrane potential. Gene Ontology annotation, molecular function: inhibitory extracellular ligand-gated monoatomic ion channel activity; GABA-A receptor activity; GABA-gated chloride ion channel activity. The record is from RefSeq and is a predicted model, not a curated record. Lineage: Eukaryota; Metazoa; Chordata; Mammalia; Rodentia; Caviidae. The coding region runs from base 331 to 1719 and encodes 462 amino acids. The transcript is spliced from 11 exons.